CCCACAUAGCAACAGUCCUCCCUUGUUUGGGAUGUAGGUUCGCCGCUGGAGAAACUGUUAGAGCCGUUUAAUGUUGGCUGUACACUUUAUUAAGCGGGGUCUUUAAAAAUGUGCUAUUAACAUUCUGCAUAAUGAAGCGGAUUAUGGCGUCUCCAGCGUGUUGAUGUUCGUGUGGUAACCUGGCAACCCGCAUAGCAACAAAGUCCUGUUCAGAGCGUAAAUUAGCUUAGCUGUUAGCUCUUAGCUGCUGAAACUGCGGUGAUACUCGGCCGUGUUUGAUAAUUGUGCAGUGAAUGAACUAUGGAAGAGGAGCAGCUGAAGCACCGUUUGCCCCCAUCGUGCCUCUUCUUGGAAAGAACUUUGGCUCUCAUCAAGCCAGACGCUGUUGAUAAGGCAGAGGAAAUUGAGGACGUCAUUCUACAGUCUGGCUUUACCAUUUUGCAGAAACGGAAGCUUCAGCUGAGUCCGGAGCAGUGCAGUGACUUCUAUGCUGAGCAGUAUGGAAAACUGUUUUUUCCGAGUCUGACAGCCUUCAUGAGUUCUGGUCCAGUCGUCGCCCUCGCAUUGGCCAGGCAUCAGGCCAUAUCCACCUGGAAAGCCUUGAUGGGACCAGCUAACAGUACCAAGGCCAAAGAGACGCAUCCUGACAGUCUAAGAGCAAAAUACGGGACAUCUGACUUGAGGAAUGCAGUGCAUGGCAGUGAAACAUUCUCAGCAGCUGAAAGAGAGCUCAGAUUCAUGUUUCCCAACUCCGUGAUUGAACCUAUUCCAAUGGGUGAGGCUGCGAAAGAUUACCUGAGCAGGUUUAUUACCCCAACACUACUUCUCGGCCUUACUGAGCUGUGCAGGACAAAACCAGCCGACGCCUUGAUAUGGCUGGCUGACUGGCUGAUGUCAAAUAACCCAAACAAACCUAAAGUAACUGUUGUUCAGGAUGCUCCAUGAUCCAGAGGCAAGCUUGCAUUACGUUGGGAAAAACUGGCCUUAUGAGUUUUCCAGGAGUAAUCCAAAUCAUUUUUGCAUUGAGUGCUGACAAAAACGCUUGAAAAAUAUAAAAUUAAAAAUAAACUGUUUUUUGGGAAAUCAUUUGUCUCUGAAAUUUAAUUUAUUGUGUUCAUGAAAUUAGUUAAUCUGUAUUGCAUUCUGACUGUUUUAAAUGACAAAAGUGUAAACCAGGAGUUGUGGUGGGCUGAGGGCCAAAAAGACAAGGCAUCACAC
Messenger RNA from Colossoma macropomum (tambaqui), 1218 nucleotides. RefSeq names its product NME/NM23 family member 5 (gene nme5). Bases 301 to 945 code for a protein of 214 amino acids. Gene Ontology annotation, molecular function: nucleoside diphosphate kinase activity. Gene Ontology annotation, biological process: CTP biosynthetic process; UTP biosynthetic process; GTP biosynthetic process. The transcript is spliced from 6 exons. NCBI's taxonomy places the organism in Eukaryota, Metazoa, Chordata, Actinopteri, Characiformes, Serrasalmidae. The record is from RefSeq and is a predicted model, not a curated record.